UUAUUAGUAUAAUAUAUAUAUCAUAAUUAUUACUAUUAAUUAAGUACUUAAAAUGGACAAAUCAAAGAAACGUUCUACAAACUUUAGCAAAGAGGAGGAACUUGGUUUAUUGCAAGAAAUCGAAAAAUACAAAGAUAUAGUAGAGUGCAAAACUACAAACAAAGUGAACAAUAAAGAAAAGGAAGAAGCAUGGCAAAAAAUUUUAACUAAUUUUAAUGCUAAAAAUGUGGUAUGGAGAACAGUGGAACAAGUGAAAAAUAAAUAUGAUAAUAUUAAAACGAGAACAAGAAAAGUUGUGGCCAAAGAAAACUCAUAUUUAAGAGGCACUGGUGGUGGUCCUGAAAUUAAAACUUUAGAGGAUCCUGUGAUUGAGGCAACCCUAAGAAUCAUUAACGAAAAAACAGUGGUGGGCUUGAAAACCAUUUUCGAUAGUGAUGAGACAAUAAAAACUAAUUAUGUGUGGGAAAACAUUCCCAGUACUAGUGAAGAAAAAAUACCUGACAAACUAAGAAAGAAACCCAAAACAGAGGAAAAAACAAAUUGGAGUACAUAUGUUCCAACUAAUUUACAAACGCCCAAAAAUAAAAAAUUGCUGCCAACAAUUAGAAAUCCAGUUUUUUCUGCAAAAGAAAGAUAUUACAGGAGAAAAUAUAGACUUCUCCUGAGAACGUUUAAAGCAGAAGAAGAAGAAAGAAGAAAAAGGAUGGAAAGGGAACAAAAGAAUUAUAAAGCAGAAGAGGAAGGAAGAAAAAUUAAGGAAGAAAGAGAAAAAAAUAUAUAUGAAAAAAAAUGUAAAAUUAAUGGAUUUAGACAUACAAUUAAAACAAAAACAAUUGGGGAAAAUGAAUAAAUAAAAAAAUUUAUUACAUUUUGUUUUUAUUAAUAAAUAUAUUUACAAUCUACCAAA
This is a messenger RNA of Diabrotica balteata, 907 nucleotides long. The record is from the annotation of a GenBank genome assembly. Lineage: Eukaryota; Metazoa; Arthropoda; Insecta; Coleoptera; Chrysomelidae.